GGUAAACGGGAGAACUUCCACAUCCACGGGAAAAAUGGAGGCUCGUAUACGUUAAUAUGAGAUAUACCCGCGGCAUUUGAGAAGAAAUUUCUCCCUUGUAUUUGAAUAGAGUCGCGCGUUGUCGCACGAAUUCGUUAAAUCCGUUCAUCAUCUUCCGAAAUCGGUCGACACGCAAGAGAUGAACGUCGAGCUUGACGAGUAAAAUGAAGGAGAGACACGCGAUCUCUCUGGACACUGUGGUAUAUCUAUCUGGAAAACAUUACCAUUGUUUCUACGGAUUUUUUCUCCUCAUACUUGAUAAUCUUAUUACGCUCUGCGUGAAUAGAUCGGACAAAGCUCUGUAAUUUGAGCAAGUGUAACUCUUUAGGAUAUGAUUUGUAUCAAAAAUGAGAUCUCUGCAGACCAAGAAUAAGAACAGGAAGAAGAAUGAGAAACUUGGUAAAAUAAAGUUUUCUACCAAGGAUAGUCUAGUUAGUCCUGAUUUGUCCAGCUUACGCAAACCAAUUGAUACAAGUGUAUCCGAUCUUUACCAAGUUAGUAAACUCCUUGAGAAUGGCACUGAUGAGGUUAAAUCUAUCUUAUCAUAUGAAUGCAAUAUUAUAUAUGAGUGCCGUACUUGCCACAGUUUAUUUAGGAGUAUUGUAAAUUUGAUAUCCCAUAAAAGAGAAUAUUGCAAGAAAAAAUUUGAUGUUACACUUCAUAGGAAUAUUUUGCACAAUUCGCACUCUAGUAAAGAAUCAAUAAUUCAAAUGUUUAAAAAGGACCAGACAAUAAUUAAGGAUAAUAUUAAGAAUGAUAGAAUACUUAGGAGUCAGGUGUCAAAAGAAUCACAUAAAAAAGAUCUGAGUAAGGUAAUAGAUAUACUCAACAAAAGAAAAGAAGAAAAUAUGAAUAAUAAUCUCUCGAGUGAAUUGAAAGACACAAAUUUUGACACUCCAAUUGACCAGCACAUUUAUUUGGAAUCUAUAAACACAAAUUGUUCUGCGGUAUAUCAAACUGUCAAAUCAUCAAACACAGAAGUUAAUACUGCAAAUUUAAUGAAAGGACAACUAGCAAAAGUACAAGCCAUGAUAGAUCAGAAUACAGUCAUAUUAGAAAGAGAAACCUGUGAAAAUCAAGAAGAAAAGAGUGAUAGUCCUAUUCAAACGAAUAUAAGUGAUGAGGAGAAUGAAUUAUUAGCAGAUAGAUUAUCUACAAAUAACUUGGCUUGCACAAUAUGUAAUGCAAAAUUUUCAACAAAGAAGACAUUAACUUUUCAUAUGAAAACAUUGCAUACAUCUCAGCGCUUAUGUUAUCCUUGUCCUUUCUGCACAAAUAUAUUUACAAAUUCAUGGAGCGUUUAUCGGCAUUUAUAUAAAGUUCAUAAAAAAACUAAUGAACAAGUGCGUAAAUUAAGAUCACACAUUCAAGAAAAAGCAUUUCAUAGAGAAACAACUAUAAUGGAAGAUUUAGAGAAUGCUCAUACAAUUAAAACUUCUACUUUGGAAAAUGUGAUAACAAAGGAUAAUGAUAAAACUCAGAAAUCAAUGAAUCAUAUAGAAUCUACUGUAAAGCCUCAAAGUUAUAAUAGACGUAAAAAAAGAUUGAAUAGAAAAAUAACUCUAUCAAUUCCUUUGCAAACAAUUGCUACAUGUGAUGAAUCUACAUGUGAUGAAACUACGAUCAGACAAUCUAAUGAAACAUUAUCAAAUUCAACAUCUAAUAAUAUAUUGUGUAAAGCAGAAGACAUCGCUGAAACAAUAGAUAUAAAACAUGAAGUAAUAGACAUAAAACCACACGAUAUUCAUUCUGUACAUGUGUCAUCUACUGAGAUUUGUGAGAAAAACAAGAUAUCCAUUUGUGUCGAAAGUGUUUCUAGUCUUAGUAAAGAAGAUUGGGAUAUGCUAGAAAAAGAUAAUUAUCCCACUAAAAGUAAUUCUACAGAUAGCAAUAAUGAUCUUCAUAAAAUUACACCAUCAAUAAUGCAAAAUGUUGAUAAUACUGAAUUAUUGCCUUCUGAGAUUGAGAAGCAAAAUAAUUCUGUAUCCAAUAUAAAUUUACAAUCAUCUGAAGUUGUAUGUACAAGUGAAAUUAACUUGAACACUGAGAAGAUAAAAAAUAAAAAAGGAAAAAUACCAGAUCAUCAAUCUAAUAAGAUGUCAUUGACAGAUUCAAAAGAAAUAGAUGUGAUUGAAGUCCAGGAGGAUAAUUCUAAGUUGCAAUCUUCGCAGUCGAAUGAAAAGAGACAAACUUCAUUAAUGGAAAAACUAGCUACCAUCGCAAACUUCCAGAAACUGCAGUGCCUUCUGUGUAAACGAAAGUUUACAUCUAUGCCUAAUCUACGUAGACAUGUGGCAAUUCAUAUUGGUUGGAACCGAUAUCGUUGCAAGUUAUGUGAUUUUAAAUCUUUCAUCAAAUGUGAUUGCGUCGCGCAUUGUAACAAAAUACACAAUGCGCAAAACAAUCGUGCAGUUAUAACAGAAUUAGUAAUCGAAAUACCACAGGAUGAAUAUACAUAUAAUGAAAAUAUUGUCAUGGACGUAACUAAUACAGAGGAGAAUGAUCUCAAUAUUAUGGAUAUAUCUUCAUCAUCAGAAUCGGAAAUACAUGUUACAGAUUUAAACAAUUCAAAUACAUGUAAUCAAAAUAAAGCUACUCCUACAAAUGAACAACAAGAGUCGAGUGAAAAUGUUAAACAUCAAGAUAUUGCGAACGAAAAUAAUGAUAAAACUGCAAGAGUACAAAAUUUGGCAGAGUAUAUGAUGAAUAGUGGAUCAGGAGAAUUAGAUGAUCAUGAUCUUAAACGAAUCGUGAUGGAGGUGAUAUUUGGUUCAAGCGAUACAAGUGCAACUGCACAAACAGACUCUGAUAAGUCUGCAAAAGCUAAUAAUAAUGUCACAAAAUGUACAAAUGCUAAUGAAAAUAGUACUGCAUCUGAAACUAAAAAAGCUAAGGAAGCAUCUUGCUCAGUGUCAGAAGAACCUUCUAUGCCUGAUGAUAAUUUGAAACACCAACGUCCUAUACGCAAACGAAUAAAGCUUCUAAAUGAUGAUUUUGUAUAUGAUUUAAAGAAAUAUGCAUUUCGAAAGGAGUGUACUUUUAAUAAUUCUGAAACAUUGCAUAUGCGAAAGAAAGCCAAAUUGUACAAUUGA
Nylanderia fulva is the source of this 3131-nucleotide messenger RNA. RefSeq lists its product as uncharacterized. The record is from RefSeq and is a predicted model, not a curated record. Lineage: Eukaryota; Metazoa; Arthropoda; Insecta; Hymenoptera; Formicidae.